AUGAUAGUAAUCUACCUUCUGGUGAUUGCCAGCGCAUGGCAAAGAGCGGUCGCUGACUCUGCUGCCUGUUCAAGCAGUGUGACCAUCUCGAGCCAAAGCGAUGCGAACAAGCUGAGAAACUGCGACACAGUCUCAGGAAGCAUUACGAUAUCCCCUUCUGUCAGCGGAGCGAUCACCAUCAAUAAUGUCGAGGAAAUCCAGGGUGCAUUAAUUGCCGAGGGUGCCUCAGGGCUCACGGGUCUUUUUACCCCUGAUUUGGAUAGUGUGCAGGGCGGUAUCACACUGAGCAAUCUCGAUUCACUCACAACCAUCACCAUGGGCGGGUUAUCACAAGUCUCUUCGAGCAUAAUCAUCACGGGGAAUCCGAAACUGAAAACGCUGGGGUUCCAGGACUUGGAACAAGUUAACGGACAGCUCGAAUUGACGGGAUCAUUCGACAGCUUGUCGCUACCUUCUCUUGAUCAAGUCAAAGGUCAGACAACAAUCGUGGGCAGCAGUUCCAUGUCAUGCAGUACAUUAGACAGUUUGAAAUCCGACAGAGUUUUCAGAAACGGCUAUACCUGCUCCAGUGGCUCGUCUGGCCUGAGUCCAGGAGCCAAGGGCGGGAUUGCAGUGGGUGUAAUCGUGGUUGUCCUUCUGAUUGUGUUGGUCUUAUGGUUCGUGCUUCGACGACGGCGCCAGAGACAAAGAGGUGGAGGCACUCAAUCAACUAUCCCACCUUCAUCCACCCCAUCAACCGUCGUGGCACAUUAUGAAAAGGUCCCCAUUUCUCAGGGCAGUAUCUCACCCCAAGAAGAAGCACCACGUCCGGAAGAACCGCCGACUCUCUUGCCCCGAAAGCCAGUGGGAUCGGCGAUAUUAUUGGAUGGUCGCUCGGUCUAUGAGGCCGCAAAUGGAUUAACUCCAGUCCAGGAAUACCACGAGUUGGACGCAGGACCAGUCUCGGGCUCUCAUCAACGACCAAUACACGCAGCAUAA
This is a messenger RNA of Penicillium mononematosum, 978 nucleotides long. RefSeq lists its product as uncharacterized. The coding region runs from base 1 to 978 and encodes 325 amino acids. NCBI's taxonomy places the organism in Eukaryota, Fungi, Ascomycota, Eurotiomycetes, Eurotiales, Aspergillaceae. The record is from RefSeq and is a predicted model, not a curated record. The transcript is spliced from 3 exons.